Messenger RNA from Klebsormidium nitens, 1392 nucleotides. NCBI's taxonomy places the organism in Eukaryota, Viridiplantae, Streptophyta, Klebsormidiophyceae, Klebsormidiales, Klebsormidiaceae. The record is from the annotation of a GenBank genome assembly.
AUGGCCAAGGGCAGAGGUCACGGACGAUUCGGCAGCCGCCGAUUCGGCAGCGACAACGGGAUGCAAUCCAGGGUGUUUGGACCCCCCCUUUGGGUCGCACUCCACUCAAUCACCUUUGGCUAUCCAACAGAGCCCACGUCCCUGCAGAGGCUCCAUUACCUGCAGUUCUUCCGGGCUCUCGGACACGUCCUUCCAUGCAAGUACUGCAGAGCCUCGUACAACAAGUUUGUCUCACAAAAGGGGCGCGCCCCCCUGAGGCUUGCAACCAUGCGAAACAGAGACUCACUUUCCAGAUGGCUGUACGCGCUCCACAACCUGGUCAACGAGCGCCUGGGCAAGACGCGGGUGCCGUCCUUUGAGAGGGUCAGGAGCCGCUACGAGACGUACAGGGCGCACACCUGCUCCGAUUCGGCCAAGGAGAAGGGCCACCACACUUGCGACGGGCGCACGGGCUUCAGAAAGAGGGCAAAGAAGCUCAUUCCAAGUUCGCUGCCUCCAAGCGCUUCGCUUCGCACACUUGAGGAAAGCCUCUCAGCCUCAGACAGCAACCAAGCAAGCACGAUGGCGCCCAACUUUGACGAGAUCAACACCUCCACGCUCUUGGUCACCGUCCCAAGGAAGAUGUCCAAGCGCGCCAACAUGCUUCAGGCCUACAUCAACGCCCCUCCCACCGGCCGCAGCCUGGUGUUCCAGACGCCGAGGAUGAUUGCCCAGUGGGGCAUCAAGGAGUGGGAGGACAGCAACGGCCAGGGCCCCUCCUACACGCUGGGGCUGCCCUUCCUCAACAUCCAGAACGACCUGGACCUCAAGGCCUUUUACGACAAGAUGCAGGAGCUGGACGAGUUCAUCAUCAAGACGGCGGUGGCCAACAGCCCCGACUGGUUCAACGGCAAGAGCCUGAGCGAGGAGACCAUCCGCGAGAAGUACAGCGCGAUCGUCAAGCCGUCCAAGGACCCCAGGUGGGCGCCCAGGCUCAACCUCAAGCUGCUCAAGAGGGACAAGGAGGUCGAGUACCCGGUCACUGGGGAGGACGGCCUCCCCACCACCGAGGCCAGGAGGGAGAAGGAGUGGGCAUGCCAGGCCUUUGGGGCGGACGGGCAGCCCGCCAUCAUGAAGGACGCCGACGGCAACGUGAGGACGGGCAUGGACGUGCUGGAGAAGGGGGACGAGGUGAUCUGCGUGCUGGAGGUGGCGUACGUCUUUGUCACCCCGCAGGGCUUCGGGCCCACCCUCAGGCUCAAGCAGGCGAUGAUCUUCAAGUCGGAGCACAAGGACUAUGAUGACAACGUCUGCCAGAUCGUCCCUCCGUCCAGGACCAGGGCCCCAGAGCCGCUCGAGAGCUAUGCUGGGACCGCUGCAGGGGUAGAGAGUGGCAGUGAGGAAGAGGCUUGA